AUGGCGCCCGUCUCGACAGACACGAUGGCUCGGCCAACGGCCGGCCCAUCAUCAUCGAGCAAACGCAAGAUCGACGAGCACCACUCCUCCGCCUUCACAGACACGCUCAAAAGGCUCAAGGAGGAGGCCGACUCAAAUCAAGACGUGGACGACCAGGCGCUCUGGCCUCGCCCCGACCUCGAGCCCCUCGACGUCGACAACGAUGCCGUCACCUUCCAGCAGAUCGAUAUCGAAGAACACCAGGCCGUCGGACAGCCUCCCGCCAUCCGCAUGUACGGCGUCACCGCACAAGGCAACUCGGUCUGCGCCCAUGUCCACGGCUUCCUCCCGUACUUUUACAUCCACGCUCCGCGCGGCUUCACCGCCAACACCUGCAACGACUUUGCCAACCAUCUCAACGUCCUCUUCGGCGCACGCACCGUACACAACGCACAGGUCGUCAGCAAGAAGAGCCUCAUGGGUUACGCCGGCCAGGAGAACGUCGCCUUUAUCAAACUCACCAUCUCCGACCUCCGCAGCCUUCCCCGCAUCCGCGGCUCCUUCGAACGUGGCGAGAUCGGCUUCCGCGACCUCUUCACCGCCGGCGACGUCUGCCUCACCUACGAAAACAUCGCCUACACCCUCCGCUUCAUGAUCGAUCUCAAGAUCGUCGGCAUGAACUGGAUCCGUAUCAAGGAGGCAAACUACAAGCUGCGUCCAGAGUCACAAAAGGUAUCCCUCUGCCAGAUCGAGCUCGACUGCAGCUGCGAUGCGCUCGUCUCCCAUGCUCCAGACGCAGAGUGGUCCAAGGUCGCUCCGCUCCGCAUCCUCAGCUUCGACAUCGAGUGUGCAGGUCGCAAAGGUGUCUUCCCAGAGCCUUCCGUCGACCCCGUCAUCCAGAUCGCCAACAUGGUCACCCGUCAAGGCGAAUCCACCCCCUUUGUCAAGAACGUCUUUACGCUCAACACCUGCUCCCACAUCGUCGGCAGUCAGGUGCUCUCCUUCAACAAGGAGAUCGACAUGCUCGAAGCUUGGACCAAGUUCGUACAGGAGGUCGACCCAGACGUCGUCAUCGGCUACAACAUCGCCAACUUUGACUUUCCUUACCUCCUCGACCGUGCAAAGGCGCUCAAGUCCACCAAGUUUGCCUACCUCGGACGCGAACGCGGCGUGCGCACCGAAGCCAAAGAGACCCACUUCUCCUCCAAAGCCUACGGCACGCGCGACUCCAAAAACACCGAACUCCAGGGCCGUCUCCAGCUCGACAUGCUCCAGGUCAUGCAGCGCGAUUACAAGCUGCGCUCCUACUCGCUCAACUCGGUCUCGUUCGAGUUUCUCGGCGAACAAAAGGAGGACGUGCACCAUUCGCUCAUCACCGAGCUCCAGAACGCAGGUCCCGAAUCGCGCCGUCGCCUCGCAGUCUACUGUCUCAAGGACGCCUAUCUGCCACAGCGCCUGAUGGACAAGCUCAUGUGCUUCAUCAACUACAUCGAGAUGGCCAGAGUCACCGGCGUCCCCUUCAACUACCUCCUCUCGCGCGGUCAGCAGAUCAAGGUCGUCUCCCAGCUCUUCCGCAAGGCCAACGAGGACAACUACCUCGUACCCGCCUACAAGGGCGAAGGCACCGAGGAUCAGUACGAAGGAGCCACGGUGCUCGAGCCAAAGGCAGGCUACUACGACCGUCCCAUCGCCACGCUCGAUUUCGCCUCACUCUACCCGUCGGUCAUGAUGGCGCACAACCUCUGCUACACGACGCUGCUCGACAAGAAGACCAUCGACCGCCUGGACCUCAAGCAGGACGAGGACUACGUCGUGACGCCCAACAACAACUGCUUCGCCACCAAGAAGCUGCGCAAAGGGUUGCUCCCCACCGUGCUCGAGAAUCUGCUGGCAGCGCGAAAGCGCGCCAAGGCGGACCUCAAGAAGGAGACCGACCCCUUCAAGCGCGCCGUGCUCGACGGUCGCCAGCUCGCGCUCAAGAUCAGCGCCAACUCGGUCUACGGCUUCACGGGCGCCACCAUCGGCAAGCUGCCGUGCCUCGAGAUCUCGAUGAGCACCACCGCCUACGGUCGACAGAUGAUCGACCAGACAAAAGCGUACGUCGAGCGCCACUACACCAUCGCCAACGGAUACGAGCACGACGCAGAGGUGGUCUACGGCGACACGGACUCGGUCAUGAUCAAGUUUGGCGUGCCGGAUCUCGCCAAGGCCAUGGAGCUGGGCGCCGAGGCGGCGGCGCUGGUGUCCAAAACCUUUGUCGACCCCAUCAAGCUCGAGUUUGAGAAAGUCUACUUCCCCUACCUGCUCAUCAGCAAGAAGCGCUACGCGGGGCUCUACUGGACCAAGCCGGAAAAGUACGACAAGAUGGACACCAAGGGCAUCGAGACGGUGCGUCGCGACAACUGCCGGCUGGUGCAGACCGUCAUCGACACGUGCUUGCGCAAGAUGCUCAUCGACCGCGACGUCAAGGGUGCCGAGGAGUACGCCAAGAACAUCAUCUCGGACCUGCUGCAGAACAAGGUGGACAUGUCGCAGCUCGUCAUCACCAAGGCGCUCGCCAAGGCCGACUAUGCGGCCAAGCAGGCGCACGUCGAGCUGGCGGAACGCAUGCGCAAGCGCGAUGCCGGCUCGGCGCCCGCGCUGGGCGACCGCGUGGCGUACGUGAUCGUCAAGGCGGCCAAGGGCGCGGCGGCGUACGAGCGCUCCGAAGACCCGAUCUACGUGCUGGACCACAACAUCCCGAUCGACACGCGCUACUACCUGGAGAACCAGCUGGCGAAGCCGCUGCUGCGCAUCUUUGAGCCCAUCAUGGGGCCCAAGGCGAAUACGAUGCUGAAUGGCGAGCAUACGCGCGUGGUGCAGGUGGCCACGUCGAAUGUGGGCGCGCUCAUGAAGUUUGCCGUCAAGACGGUGCAGUGUUUGGGAUGCCGCACGCCGCUGCGCGAGCAGAAUACGCCCGUGUGCAAGAACUGCCGGCCGCGCGUGGCGCAGCUGUACCACGAGAAGCUCGCGCGCGCCUCGGCGCUCGAGGUCGAGUUUGCGCGGCUCUGGACGUGCUGCCAGCGGUGCCAGGGCAGUCUGGCGCAGGACGUGCUGUGCACCAACAAGGACUGCCCGAUUUUCUUCAAGCGCUUGCGUGCGCAGAAGGACGUCGAGGAUGCCGUCAAUGUCGUGCAGCGCUUUGAUACUGCGUGGUAG
Molecule: messenger RNA, 3177 nt
Organism: Moesziomyces aphidis
Lineage: Eukaryota; Fungi; Basidiomycota; Ustilaginomycetes; Ustilaginales; Ustilaginaceae
Source: the annotation of a GenBank genome assembly